Messenger RNA from Phlebotomus argentipes, 1296 nucleotides. RefSeq lists its product as uncharacterized. The record is from RefSeq and is a predicted model, not a curated record. The transcript is spliced from 3 exons. Bases 1 to 1296 code for a protein of 431 amino acids. Lineage: Eukaryota; Metazoa; Arthropoda; Insecta; Diptera; Psychodidae.
AUGAGGUCCCGUUGGAGUCUUGUGAUAGUCCUCGGAGUUGCGCUCCACUUCUCCUUGGUGUCCACCAAGGCGGUCCUGGACCAGACGGCCGAGGAAUCGCAAGUGAGUUCAUCGCAGGUGGUCCAACAGAGAGUGGGCUUUGCUCCGAGCGGCCACGAUGACCACCAUCAUCACUAUCACGAGGAGCACGAUCCCGGGUACUGGAAAAAGAAGCUGACCUGGAAGGAGGGUUGGAAGAAGAUCUGGAAGCCCGCCAAGAAGCAAAUCUGGAAGCCGGCGUGGAAGAAGAUCUGGAAGCCUAUUUGGGUACCCACGCAGCGUCCUGCCUGGAAGGAGAUCCAAGUGCCCGCGUGGAAGCAAGUGUGGAAGCCUGUGUGGAAGGAAAUCCAGGUACCGGCUUGGAAGGAAAUCCAAGUGCCGGCCUGGAAGCAAAUCUGGAAACCAGUGUGGCAGCCCAUAAAGGUCCCCGCGUGGAAGGAGAUCCAAGUGCCCGACUGGAAGAAGAUCUGGGUGCCAGUGUGGAAGGAGAUUCAAGUGCCGGCGUGGAAGGAGAUCCAGGUGCCGGCAUGGAAGCAAAUCUGGGUGCCAGAGUGGGUGAAAGUGGGAAUUCCGGGUGAGAAAUACCUGGGCAAGGAUCACGAGGGGUGGGAGUACACUAGUCACGACCUGUGGAAGAAGAAGCUCGUCUGGAAGCCACUGUGGAAGAAGAUCUGGAAGCCGGCCAAGAAGCAAAUCUGGGUGCCGAGCAAGAAGCUGGUGUGGAAGGAGGACUGGAAGCAGACGUGGCGAACAGAGAAGAAGCAGAUCUGGGUGGAGGACAAGAAGCUAGUGUGGAAGGAGGCAUGGAAGCAAAUCUGGAAACCGUCGAAGAAGCAAAUCUGGGUGCCGAGCAAGAAGCUGGAAUGGAAGGAGGACUGGAAGCAAGUAUGGAAGCCAUCUAAGAAGCAAAUCUGGGUGCCGGACAAGAAGCUGGAGUGGAAGGAGGCGUGGAAGCAGAUCUGGGUGCCGGCUUGGAAGGAGAUCUGGGUGCCAGCGUGGAAGAAGAUCUGGAAGCCAGUGUGGAUCUCAGAGUGGUUCCCCUCGCCAGAUCACCACGAUCACCACCACCACCAGGAGCACCAUGAUCACCAUGAUCAGCAUCAGGAACACCACGAGCAAGCGCACGGGUGGGACCGGAAGGAUCAGGAAUCGAAGGUCGUGUGGAAGAGACACGAUCAGCAGCCUCAGGCUACUCCAGUGCCACUCAAUCCCAUCCUCAGUCCAGUCCAGGCCGCCACGCAGUCGCCCGCGGCCUGA